This is a messenger RNA of Rhea pennata, 1955 nucleotides long. RefSeq names its product sonic hedgehog signaling molecule (gene SHH). NCBI's taxonomy places the organism in Eukaryota, Metazoa, Chordata, Aves, Rheiformes, Rheidae. The transcript is spliced from 3 exons. Gene Ontology annotation, molecular function: calcium ion binding; patched binding. Bases 1 to 1308 code for a protein of 435 amino acids. Gene Ontology annotation, biological process: multicellular organism development; cell-cell signaling; cell fate specification. The record is from RefSeq and is a predicted model, not a curated record.
AUGGACGAAAUGCUGCUGUUGACAAGAAUUCUCUUGGUGGGCUUCAUCUGCGCUCUUUUAGUCUCCUCUGGGCUGACUUGUGGACCAGGCAGGGGCAUUGGAAAAAGGAGGCACCCCAAAAAGCUGACCCCUUUAGCCUAUAAGCAGUUUAUUCCCAAUGUGGCAGAGAAGACCCUAGGGGCCAGUGGAAGAUAUGAAGGGAAGAUCACAAGAAACUCCGAGAGAUUUAAAGAACUAACCCCAAAUUACAACCCUGACAUUAUUUUUAAGGAUGAAGAGAACACGGGAGCUGACAGACUGAUGACUCAGCGCUGCAAGGACAAGCUCAACGCGCUGGCGAUCUCGGUGAUGAACCAGUGGCCGGGGGUGAAGCUGCGGGUGACCGAGGGCUGGGACGAGGACGGCCACCACUCCGAGGAGUCGCUGCACUACGAGGGCCGGGCCGUGGACAUCACCACGUCGGACCGCGACCGCAGCAAGUACGGCAUGCUGGCCCGCCUCGCCGUCGAGGCCGGCUUCGACUGGGUCUACUACGAGUCCAAGGCCCACAUUCACUGCUCGGUGAAAGCAGAGAACUCGGUGGCGGCCAAGUCGGGGGGCUGCUUCCCCGGCUCGGCCACGGUGCACCUGGAGCAAGGCGGCACCAAGCUGGUGAAGGACCUGAGCCCCGGGGACCGCGUGCUGGCGGCCGACGCGCAGGGCCGGCUGCUCUACAGCGACUUCCUCGCCUUCCUGGACCGCGAGGACGGCUCGCCCAAGAUCUUCUACGCCAUCGAGACGCGGCAGCCCCCGGCCCGGCUGCUGCUCACGGCCGCCCACCUGCUCUUCGUGGCCCCCCAGCACAACCAGUCGCAGGCGGAGGCGGCCCGGAGCCGGGCGCUCUUCGCCAGCCGCGUGCGGCCGGGCCAGCGGGUCUACGUGUUGGGCGAGGGCGGGCGGCAGCUGCUGCCGGCGGCCGUGCACCGCGUCUGGCUGCAGGAGGAGGCCUCGGGGGCGUACGCCCCGCUCACCGCCCAGGGCACCAUCCUCAUCGACCGCGUGCUGGCCUCCUGCUACGCCGUCAUCGAGGAGCACGGCUGGGCGCACUGGGCCUUCGCCCCUUUCCGCCUGGCGCACGGGCUGCUGGCCGCCCUGGGCCCCGGCGGCGGCGGCGGCGGCGGCGGCGGCGGCGGCGGCGCGCUCGGCCCCGCGCCGCCCCAGCCCGCCGCCGGCCUCCACUGGUACUCGCGCCUCCUCUACCGCAUCGGCAGCUGGGUGCUGGAGAGCGACUCCCUGCACCCGCUGGGCAUGGCGGUGCCGGCCAGCUGAGACCCCCGCCGCCGCCCCGCGCGCGCAGAGCGGACGCAAAAGCAAAAACCCUAUUUUUCAGAAAAAAGAAAAGAGAGCGAGAGAGAGCGAGAGAGAGAGAGCGCGGCUUGAGACUUAAAGAUGAUAAUAAUAAAUAAUAAUAAUAAAGUAGGACAGUCCAAAGUAGACUUUAAGGGAGACAAAGACCCCGGGAAGUUCUGUUCCGUUUAGUUUAUAAAUAUAUAUAUAUUUUUAUUUGUUCUUUUGUUUUUUGUCGUUUUGUUCGUUGCUUUAUUGUUUUUUUUUUUUUUUCCUCCUCUCCUGGAUAUUUAUUUCUUUGGUAUUUUGAAUAGAUGUUUUAAAUGAUAUGAACCGGACCUUCAAGAGCCUUAAAUAGUUUCUUUGAUAAUUUAUUAUCAUGUGAACUGUACUCACAGGGGAAAAAAAAAUUAUUUUGUGAGGCCAAGCAAAACUGCGCAGAGUCUAUUUUUCUACAUGUCACGUGUGUCCUGACUUUCAGAAAGCAAAAUUCUGUACUUUCCCAUCUCUCCAUUACAUUGCUCCUUCAUUUCAGCAAGUCUAAAAAACAAGCAAACAAAAUAGACAAACUUCAUGGGGGUCCGUAAAUUAUAUUUUUAUACACAGAAUUGUAAAUUAGAUUUUUUUGA